AUGGAUGAAGUUGGUUCACUACCCCACCAUGGGCAAGUGCAUGCAAACACAACACAGCAUUACGACGGAUUUAAACCCACCUCACAACACCGUCAUCAUCAAGGUGGCACCACCCCACAUCGCGGCGGCGAAGGCGGCGUAAUUAUGAGCCUCAUCCCGGAGACACCCCUCACGGGGACUCAACUCCUCCUGAUCCUUGUCGGCCUCCCCUUUGGAGGCACGCUGCUUCUUUUAAGCAGUGUGUCGUUCAUGGCCAGUCUUGGGGGACUGGCCGUCAUUACGCCGCUCCUCAUCCUGUUCAGCCCGGUGCUGGUCCCGGCUGCAGUAGUCAUUGGACUGGCGGCGGCCGGAGUGCUGGUGGCUUGUGCAUGUGGCCUGGUGGGGCUUGCGUCAUUCUCAUGGGUGGUGAGUUAUGUCCAGCAGAUGCUGAUAUCGUGCCGGACAUCAGUGCUGCCGGAACAUCUGGGCGCUGCGCGUGGCGGACAUGGCGGGGUACGUGGGGCAGAAUAUUCAGACAAAGGCACACGAAGCGAAAAAAACACAAACGACACAAUGAGUUCAUGA
Sphenostylis stenocarpa is the source of this 564-nucleotide messenger RNA. Lineage: Eukaryota; Viridiplantae; Streptophyta; Magnoliopsida; Fabales; Fabaceae. The record is from the annotation of a GenBank genome assembly.